AUGCUAACUAGCUUUGCGCUGCUCAUCCGCGAAGGCUCCUCGUCACUCAGCAACUUCAAGUGCAAGGUGUGCAACUGCGUUUCCCUGCGCGACAAGUUCUUCAGGCUCACAUGCGGACGCACACUGAUAAGAAGCUUUAUGUGUGACCUUCCGGGCUGCAAGGAAGAAUUUGCCCAGAGUGGCCAACUGAAGACUCACCAGCGCCUGCACACGAGUGAAAAGCUAUUCAUCUGCUCUGAAUCAGACGUGCUCCAAGAGGGCAUGAGCACGACAUCCAUCUACAACUGUCGACGGACCAUUGCGCAGACGGUGACAAUGACACUAAAUUUCAGCAAAUCAGAGCAGCUCCUUAAAGAAAAGAGCCAGUCAUUUUCAUCUCCCCUCGCGUGCUUGGCACUCACGCGUUCGCGGUCCCGCGCUCUCGUGGGGAGACUUGAGAUCUCGGUUUCGAACAAGGACGCGGUCGAGCGUGAGACAACUCCCCAUGGAGACUCCCGCCAAGAGGCGGCUAGGGUAUCACAGGACAUCGAAGACAGUAGAGCUCAGGAUACGGUAUUGGCUGCCGAACGCGACGAGCCUGUGGAGGUGGAUGAAAACAGGGCGCAUCAAGAGAACGUUCAGUCGUACCUGCUUGGUCCCACAUCCACUUGUUGGGAUGCUGAAAUGCUGAAAUUUCACUCAUUAUGA
Messenger RNA from Rhipicephalus microplus (southern cattle tick), 687 nucleotides. RefSeq names its product transcription factor btd-like. Lineage: Eukaryota; Metazoa; Arthropoda; Arachnida; Ixodida; Ixodidae. The record is from RefSeq and is a predicted model, not a curated record.